UUUCAUAUAAGAGGCGCUUACGUGUCAGUGCAUGAUUGGAUAAAGAGUUUUAUUGAGAACAAAAAAAAUUUUGGCCCGAUCGGUGUUCUUUCUCUUGCUCUCUCUUGCGAACCUCUCAAACCUAUAUGACCUGUCUUCGCCCUUUCUCUCCCCGACGAAGACACGAGCACACAAAAGAAAAAAUCAAAUCCUAGCUUAGCACCGUCGCCACCGAAUUCGAAAUUCCGGUAACCCAAUCGCCGGAAAAAUCCACCGCACCUGGCUACCGAUAUUGGUUCUCGUCGGAUCUAGCUGCUUCCUUUCUUCGUCCAGAUCUCGUACUCUAUUCUACCUCUCGAUUCGCUGUGGAAGUUACGAUGGAGGCGAUCGAUGAGUUGUCUCAGCUUUCGGAUUCGAUGAGACAAGCGGCGUCGCUGCUCGCUGACGAAGAUCCCGAUGAGACCUCUUCUUCUAGACGGCCGGCUACUAAUCUCAACGUCGUUGCCCUAGGGAAUGUGGGAGCUGGAAAGUCUGCAGUUCUGAAUAGCUUAAUUGGACAUCCAGUUCUGCCGACGGGUGAGAAUGGUGCUACACGGGCUCCUAUAAUCAUUGACUUGAGUAGGGAAGAAUCACUGAGCAGCAAGGCAAUAAUUUUACAAAUUGACAAUAAAAAUCAACAAGUUUCUGCAAGUGCCCUAAGACAUUCUCUACAAGAUAGGCUUAGCAAAGGCGCCUCAGGAAGGGGUCGUGAUGAAAUAUACCUAAAACUUCGUACCAGCACAGCUCCACCCCUGAAAUUGAUUGAUUUGCCUGGACUGGACCAGCGAAUUGUAGACGAUUCUAUGAUUGGUGAACAUGCGCAGCACAACGAUGCCGUAUUACUGGUUGUUGUGCCUGCUAGCCAGGCAUCCGAAAUUUCGUCAUCUCGAGCCCUGAAGACCGCAAAGGAGUAUGAUCCAGAGAGUACUAGGACAGUAGGAAUUAUCAGCAAAAUUGAUCAGGCAGCAGAGAACCCAAAAUCCCUUGCAGCAGUUCAGGCUCUUCUUUCAAAUCAAGGACCUCCUAAAACAACUGAUAUUCCAUGGGUUGCACUUAUUGGCCAAUCUGUCUCAAUUGCAUCAGCACAGUCUGGAGGCAGUGAGAACUCUUUGGAAACUGCUUGGCGUGCUGAGAGUGAAAGUCUUAAAUCUAUUUUGACUGGUGCUCCACAAAGCAAACUUGGCAGAAUUGCCCUGGUGGAUACNGAAAUCGGAGAUGUGAGCGUGAGGGUCACGGGUCUGAAGGCGGAUCUGGUGUUCGAGGUGAAGAAGAGAAGCAGCGGCGACAAUGCCAGUGGUACCACCACCGUCGAUGCUAAGGAUACGAGUCUUCCUGCAGUGGGAGAGCCAUUUCUGUUCAAGCUUGGUGAAAAUGUCAAGAGUGACCUUGCUGAGAUCCAUCUCCAUUUUACUAGUAAUGUAGAGAUCGAGGAAACAAACGGAACAAAGAAGAAGAAGUAA
Messenger RNA from Camelina sativa (false flax), 1478 nucleotides. NCBI's taxonomy places the organism in Eukaryota, Viridiplantae, Streptophyta, Magnoliopsida, Brassicales, Brassicaceae. The record is from RefSeq and is a predicted model, not a curated record.